AGAUUAGUCACUAAGCAUCGGCUGCAGCAGGUCAGUGGCCAGGGCAGCCUCCAUGGCUAUCUACAGAUUUUCUUCAGGACAAAUGAUGUGAGGGUUGGUACAUUAGUGGGGGAAGACAAAAAUGGAAAUAAAUACUAUGAAGACAGCAAGCAGUUUUUUGGCUAUCACCAGUGGGUUAUAUAUACUACUGAAAUGAAUGGCAAGAACACAUUCUGGGAUGUGGAUGGAAGCAUGGUGCCCCCUGAAUGACAUCAUUGACUUCACUGUAUGACUCAUGAUCCUCCAACAAGAAAAUCACCUAUUGCUCGUACAUUCAUUUGGACAAACCAUAAAUUCAGCAUGAGUGGCACUCCACAACAAUAUAUACCUUAUUCCACCACUAGAAAGAAGAUUCAGGAGUGGGUCCCACCUUUGAUACCUUACAAGUAAAGACAAUGAAAAACAAUUUAAACAUGUAAAAUAUGGGGCUUUUUGUGUAAUUGCACCGUUACUGCUUACUAUUAACUUGAUUAAAAUUGUUUGAUUGAAAAAAAAGAAAAAGAUUAGUCACUGCACAAGAAAAUGCAAAGUGCCCUGAAAUUAUUCAGCUUACAUAUGAAAGAAAUCUGGUAGGCGUUUUCCCAAGUUUGACAAUCUAAAAUUUUACUCAUUUUUAAAAAUUAAUUAAUUAAUUUUUGACUGUGUUGGGUCUUCGUUGCUGUGCGUGGGCCUUCUCUAGUUGUGGUGAGCAGAGGCUACUCUUCCGUUGCAGUGUGCAGGCUUCUCAUUGCAGUGGCUUGUCUUGUGGAGCACAGGCUCUAGGCGUGUGGGCUUCAGUAGUUGUGGCACGUGGGCUCAGUAGUUGUGACUCAUAGGCUCUAGAGCACAGGCUCAGUAGCUGUGGCGCACGGGCUUAGUUGCUCCACGGCAUGUGGGAUCUUCCCGGACCAGGGCUUGAACCCCUGUCCCCUGCAUUGGCAGGCGGAUUCUUAGCCACUGCGCCACCAGGGAAGCUCUAAAAUUUUACUCCUUUUUUAAUUAUAAAAAUACAUUAAAAAAUUUUAAUAUAUGUAAAAGAAUAAAACUUCACUCAUCAAAAAUGAGAAGGAAACUCAACAGGGAAUAUUAUAAAAUCAUUGUCAUAUGAAGAGAUGACUGAAGAGUUUGCAGCCAAAAAACGCAUGGAAAAAGGUAUCAGAGAAAGGUGUUGACACCAUCAAUUAAUAAAAAUAAUAUUUUCUGAAUGUUAGUGAUGUUUGUGGUAUUUAUCACUUUUUUAAAUUUGUGGUUUGUAGUGAUUUAUUUUCUUAUUCUAAAUAAAUACUAAUUUAGGUAUCUAAUUAUUUUACUUGAAGUUUUGUGAGGUUUUUUUUCCUUAAGGGGACCUCCCCAGUUGUACCUUGUUCAGCUCCCUGAAACGUGGAUCUGCCUGUGAAUGAAUGAAUGAGUCCAAGUUCUAGUCCACAGAAAUUUAUGCAGAAAGAACCCCAGGGCCUCUUCCUCAGAAGGAAGCUCCGGAUGUGAUAGUCUGAGUCACUCCUGUGUACCUGGCAUGCCCACAGGAGAGGCAGAUGAUAAACACAAAUGUGAGGCCUUUCGAAUGUCAAUGUUAACCCAAAGUGCAGCUUGAAAGGAACUUUCAGACACUACCUCCAUGUCAGAGAUUAGUUGGCCUGAGAUUUUGGGGCAGGGAGCAAAGAACCAGAGAGUCCCCAAGACCUAUUUGCAUCAGGAGAGAGGAGUGGAGGAAAGGGAGCAACUUGGGAUGGGCUGAGCCAACCAUGCAGCUUGGUUAAAUAUCUAUUGAGCAUCUGCUACAUGCCAGGCACUGUUCCAUAGUCUGGAACAAAAUACUCCAAAAUCUCUGCCCUCCUUGUGCUGACAUGGCAGGGGUGGGGAUGGCAGUGUAGGAGGAAGGAAGAACAAUAAACAUUUUUAAAACUGUAUA
This is a messenger RNA of Orcinus orca (killer whale), 1927 nucleotides long. Its product is annotated as NADH dehydrogenase [ubiquinone] 1 alpha subcomplex subunit 12-like. The record is from RefSeq and is a predicted model, not a curated record. Lineage: Eukaryota; Metazoa; Chordata; Mammalia; Artiodactyla; Delphinidae. The transcript has a single exon. The annotation marks the transcript as partial. Gene Ontology annotation, cellular component: membrane. Gene Ontology annotation, biological process: response to oxidative stress; mitochondrial respiratory chain complex I assembly.